CGCGCCAAUCAAAACCUUAGCCGCUUCACGACGCUUCUGCUUUCACCUUAUACCGACCGACUGUAGACGAGGGGUGGACACUUUUCUGAACUGUAUCAUGCAGAGUUUUAUCGGAGUCUCACAUGUCUUCAUGGUUCUGCUGCUACGGGUACCUGCGCAGACUCCACACUCUACAGAAGGAGACCACUCAAAAGUGAUGGCAUUCCAGGAAGUGUGGACGAGGAGCAUGUGUCGGCCCAUGGAGCAGUUGGUAGAUGUGGAGCAGGAGUACCCUGGAGAGGUGGAGUACAUCUACAUGCCUGCUUGUGUCCCACUUUGGCGAUGCUCCGGCUGCUGUGGAGAUGAUUACCUAGAAUGCCAGGCAACACUUGAACGCAACAUUACUCUAGAGGUAAUAAGGCUUCAUCCUAUGAUAUCCAUGCACCAUGUGGAGCUCACAUUUGUGGAGCAUCAGACGUGUGAAUGCAGAGCCCGUCAGAAACCUACAGAUAACAAAAGCAGCAGUGAGUCUAUAAAGCACAAACCCCGGAGGAGGAAACACAAGAAGACAGCGAGCGGCUGUGGCAAGUGCCAGUUCCCUCAAAACAAGAUAAAUCUUCAUUGAUCAACAUCCUGGUUUGUAGCUUAAUUUGGAGGAGUCUGAAGAAGGAACAACAUAUUUGUAAACUGAUUAUGUCUAAUGGUUCAUUCUCUGUCCAUUACUUUGUUUCCUCAUCCUGUUUAUCCAUCAGACUUUCCAUCUUUUGCACAUGCAUCUCACCUGAUUGAUUACUGGAGAAGAAAAAGAAACAGGUGCUUGCCUGUAACUUGUAAAUGUUGAGUUUUGAUAAGUUACUGCUUUGUAUGUGUUUUAGUUAUAGACGCAGACAGAUUUUAAACAACAGGUAUAGAGAUAAUGAGUAGAAUACAGUAAGCUUAUGAGCUGCCAGAGGAAAGGAUUAAGGUUCAUUCAUCCUGAGGAUCAUUCACAGACAACAAGGUCUUCUCUAUCACUUCAUGUUCAUUAUAACAUUAACAGAUUACUCUUGUGAUUCCAAUGCAUAGCUACAGACUGAAAUAAAACUCUAUCUGUGUGACCUUAUGUUUGAUUUACUCAUACUCUGCCUUAAGUUUGUAUAAUAAAACAAGAGCCUUCUUUGUUAUCUA
This is a messenger RNA of Cheilinus undulatus (humphead wrasse), 1146 nucleotides long. RefSeq names its product vascular endothelial growth factor A-like. Gene Ontology annotation, cellular component: membrane. The transcript has 7 exons. Gene Ontology annotation, molecular function: vascular endothelial growth factor receptor binding; chemoattractant activity; growth factor activity. The record is from RefSeq and is a predicted model, not a curated record. Gene Ontology annotation, biological process: vascular endothelial growth factor receptor signaling pathway; positive regulation of protein phosphorylation; sprouting angiogenesis. Bases 98 to 604 code for a protein of 168 amino acids. NCBI's taxonomy places the organism in Eukaryota, Metazoa, Chordata, Actinopteri, Labriformes, Labridae.